Molecule: messenger RNA, 835 nt
Organism: Canariomyces notabilis
Lineage: Eukaryota; Fungi; Ascomycota; Sordariomycetes; Sordariales; Chaetomiaceae
Product: carbohydrate esterase family 5 protein
Exons: 2
Coding region: 45-734 (229 amino acids)
Molecular function (GO): hydrolase activity
Source: RefSeq, a predicted model, not a curated record
CUUUCACAGCUCCUAGGCCCAACAAUAAUAACAACCCGCCAAACAUGAAAGUCUCCGCGGUCACCAUACCCGUCCUGGCCGCUGGCCUUGCCAGUGCCAACCCGGUGAGCCUCGAAGAGCGACAAUCAUGCCCCAACAUCCACAUCUUUGGGGCUCGCGAAACGACGGUACCGCAGGGCUACGGGACUUCACAAGGUCUCGUCAACAUGGUGAAGCAGGCCUACCCUGGUGCCACCAGCGAGGCCAUCGUAUACCCAGCCUGCGGAGGCCAGUCCCAGUGCGGCGGCAUCAGCUACGACAACUCGGCGACCCAGGGAACCGCUGCCGUGGUCAGGGCUGUGACGGACCUCAACAGGCGCUGCCCCAACACCAAGAUUGUUCUCAUCGGCUACUCGCAGGGCGGCCAGAUUAUGGACAAUGCCCUCUGUGGAGGUGCCGGGGCAACGCUCACGGGAGCUGCGCUCAAUGCUGUCAAGGCGGCUAUUUUUAUGGGAGAUCCGCAUAAUAAUGUUGGGCUGCCGUAUAAUGUUGGGACUUGCCGGAACAAAGGGUUCGCGGCCCGCCCCAACGGCUUCCAGUGCUCGCCGGCCAACCCGGCCAUCAUCCAGUCGUACUGCGAUUCGACGGAUCCGUAUUGCUGCAACGGCAACGACGCAAACUCGCACCAACAAUACGUCAACAAGUACGGGCAGCAGGCGCUGGCUUUUAUCAAGAAGCUUCUGGAUGCGGCUUGAGUUGGGUUCGUCGUCUGUGUAUUGACAUCAGGUUACCUAAGGAGGUACUUGUACCUAGGCGUGACCACAUUCUUGUAAAUACCUGUAUGCCAAAAGACAAG